Messenger RNA from Marasmius oreades (fairy-ring Marasmius), 373 nucleotides. RefSeq lists its product as uncharacterized. Bases 80 to 373 code for a protein of 97 amino acids. NCBI's taxonomy places the organism in Eukaryota, Fungi, Basidiomycota, Agaricomycetes, Agaricales, Marasmiaceae. The transcript has 3 exons. The record is from RefSeq and is a predicted model, not a curated record.
GUCUACAGUAUUUGGUCUGUCUCUUGAAAGCCCUAGCUCAGGGCACCCUCUACCUGCUAUUUUCGCCUCCAUCUGACCAAUGUUCCAACGUGCUUCAACGACCAGGUGGUAUAGCACGGGGAAUUCUCGUCGUUCCCCACAUGCGCAAUGGUACAGUGACGUACUCCCAGCCAUGAUUCCAAUAUUCCUUCUGGGCUCUGCAGUCUAUCUCGGCUUGCAACUCGCUCAAACGCGUCUUUCGCACGAAAAAUAUAUGCACGAUGCGAAAGAACGCGUCGAACGAUUAGAGGCUGAGAUAGAGUCCCUUCAACAGGACCGUCAUGCAGCCUCAACCGAAACCAUUCCAAAAGACAGAUCAUGGUGGCGCUGGUGA